Caenorhabditis auriculariae is the source of this 2929-nucleotide messenger RNA. The record is from the annotation of a GenBank genome assembly. Lineage: Eukaryota; Metazoa; Nematoda; Chromadorea; Rhabditida; Rhabditidae.
AUGACGAGCGAUAUAAACGAUGCUCCGGCUGGACAGGUUUGCAUGAAUGAAGCUUCAAGUUCAAUUUUUGCAUAUCUAUUUUGGCAGAUUCCUAGUGUUUUUUUCAAGUUUUUUUAGAGAAAAAUGUUCUAUAAAUGUUUCUAGAAGUUUUUUUAAAAAGCUUCUUGGCGUCUCUAUCUUCAAUUUUGGAAAGAAAAAAAUAAAAUUUUCUCCGUCUUUUUUUUGCCGCUCGUCUUGUUGAAACGUUUAGAGCUUUUUUUUCAUCUUUUUUCGAAUAUCUGAAAUUUUAGCUACUCGAGUUCCUUCUUGAUUUUACUAUGAAGAAACUCGACAUUUUAAACUUCUGAACUUCUCCCAGUGUCGUUUACAUUUCAAAUCAAGGUUUCAUGGACUUAAAUUCAGAUUAGAAAGUCUCUAUGUACUUUAUUGUUUACCUAAAUCUUGAAAAAUAGCUCUGUCAUUCAGGAAUUUCAAAAAAACUGUUUCAGACCCCGAAAUGGCUCCUCCUCCUACUACCAAUUACGUCAAUAGUCGCUUGGCUGUUCUGUAUAACCUUCAUUGCUAUUCUCAUUGGAGCGAUUUUGAAGAAACGCGUCAAUUCAUUUGAUUACAGGUAUUUUUUGCCAUUUUAUCAGAAUUCCCCCGAAAAUCAAGUGAAUAUUGGUUCGAAAUCUACUUCGAAUCACCAUGAAAGCAAUACGAAGUUCUCAAAAUUUUAAUAAUUAUUAUUUAUUUCGUUCACAAAAAUAUCAUCGUUGAAAGAUCAGGAAAUAAGUGAUGGCCACAAAGCCUGAGGUGAAUGGAACUAAACAAAACCCGAAUUUUCAGCACCCCAACGAGUGCAGAUAACGGGACUGAUUAUACACGUAAAUCUAGAUUUAGUGAAGAGAUCUUAUGAAUAUGACCUUGAAGCUUCUUUUUUUUCGAUUUUUUAAGAGUAUACUUUCCUCGUAGGGCGAACGUUUCUGUUUUCAAGGUACUAGAGGAGCUCUAAAAAUUCUGAGAAGCUCCGAGAUUUUCUCGGACCGCGGUAUCGCAAACCGGACGCACCCCGGACGUUUCUGAGCAUUUCAAGUAUGAUUAUACGCCGCUAAAGGGAUUACUAGAAGUGCUUAGAACCGUCCGGGGCGCGUCCAGUUUGCUUUACCGAGUUCCGAGUAGUAUUCAAUUUUUCCCAGUACAAUCAUCUCGCGAACGAUUGCCGACACAUUCACGACGAUUCUGGUGGGAAUGUCGACGUGGGUCGUCAGAAGACGUGACGACCACGCCACGGACUUCAUCGUCGUCGCCUUGCUUCUGCACGUCGCGACCUUCGGAUUCGUCCAAAACUCGACGUCCUAUGUCGUCGGCAUCUUCCUGAGACAUGUAAAUUCCAUCAAAGAAAAAUGUUCAAACUGUAAAAAAAUCGCUAGGAUUUGAAAUUUUAUCGAAUAUUCAUGAAAGUCCCUAGCUAGUAGUGAGAGAAGAGUUUAACUGAAGAGACGCCAGAGAAAGAGCGUUUCCCUUCUUCUCUGGAGUCUCUUCAGCUCAUCGUUGCUCUCUCAAUCCUUCCUUUCAGCUUCACGUAGCGCUUGCCAGAAUAGAAAGCUUCAAAAUUACUAAUAAGUUACUCGCUAUAGUUCUUCAAAUUGAGUGAAAAUUACAUUUUUAUAGUCCAACGUCUUGCGAUCCAUCAACGAGAACCUCACUUUCAACGUUCUUCUUACCGUAAUCUCGGCAAAAUGGCUCAUCAGCGUACUGUACACAGUAACCUACGCAUUCGUCUCAGAAGCGGUUAUCGACACGAUGCGAGGCCAUGGUGAGAUAGUUUACGGUAUGAAAAAAGCUAUGAUCUGAUUAUUUUGAGCCGUCUGCAAGUUGGCCAGCUGUCCGACGAUGUUGAUGGUCGUUUUCGUGGUUCUUGGAAUCGUUUCCAUCUUCGUCAUUGGUUUCCACUGGCUGGUGCUUUUUAAAGUGAAGCAGGCCCGACAUAAAGAGUGGUUAGUUUUUUUUUAAAUCACCAAAAUAUGGAUUUUUUGAGCCUCUUGAAGUUGGGCCCUAUAAGAAACCUCUACGCUCUCCCAAUAGGGGCCCUAAAACGGUGUCAUAGGGGUCCCUAUAGGGAUCAAGCUCUAAGGAAUCCCUAUAUGAGUAUAAAGUUUUUGCCUUACGAAAAAGGGAACGAUGAUUUUUCUAUGUCGAAAAUAAUAAUUUGAGAGCCCUAUAGGGGCCUCUGCAACAACAAACCCCUAUAGGGACCCCUCAAAAUUCCUCACAUUGAAGUGACCACUUCAGCAUCAAACUUCAUUUCUAUUUUACUUUGGAUACUUUAGGGACCACUUAAGGGAAUUUUCAAGAGUUUUCAUAAAUAUUUUCCCCGUACCCUUGCUUCAAAUAGGAAGUCUCACCGAAGCCGCUGUCAAAAAGAAAAUCUAUUCUAGAGGUCACUUAAGUACCGCUCCGAGUGUUUUUAGAGGCCACUAGAGCUUCUCUAUAUCUAGCUUUGAAAACUUUCGAUUUAUUUCAAGGAAGGAAGACAAGCCGGAGACUUCUCUCACGCUUCGAAAGCUAGUGGCUUACGGUAGCCCUCUACUAUUGUAUACUGUAACCAGCGCCCUGAGCAUAGUUUCUGUGAUCAUCGCCUGGAAGAUCACAAAGGCCGACUCAGUGGUAGUUUCCCUCCUCAAAUAAUAAUUAAAUACAGUCAUUUUUCAGGAGUCCCACGACGAAUUACUUCCCAGUCUGGUUACUGUAGCCGCAGUUACUGUCAAUCUGUGGUGCUUGCGUAUCAUCAAUGACGUCAUUUGCACGAUUCUUGCCGACUACCGUAAAUUAUUGCCAUUUUUCGCUGUGAAACCGACGAGGAGAGGUUUGCAAAUAUUUUAGAUCAAUAGAAAGCGAAUCUUCAGUGAAACCGCCGGGGUCGAUCGAGUUGUCAUCGUUUUAUUGA